Messenger RNA from Serpula lacrymans var. lacrymans S7.9, 1963 nucleotides. RefSeq lists its product as uncharacterized. Gene Ontology annotation, molecular function: NAD binding; malate dehydrogenase (decarboxylating) (NAD+) activity. Gene Ontology annotation, biological process: malate metabolic process; pyruvate metabolic process. Lineage: Eukaryota; Fungi; Basidiomycota; Agaricomycetes; Boletales; Serpulaceae. Gene Ontology annotation, cellular component: mitochondrion. The coding region runs from base 118 to 1860 and encodes 580 amino acids. The transcript is spliced from 10 exons. The record is from RefSeq and is a predicted model, not a curated record.
GAUCAAGUUUAUCGCAAUGACGUCGACCAUCUGGACCAGGCUGAAAGUGAAGAAUGCAUACAUGGACAUUCUUAUGAACGGUGUAUAUCCGUUCUCCACCAGUACUUAACGUUCUAAAUGCAGUCUCUUCCCAGGAAAUUGUUCCCCAUGUCCUCCGAAAAGAUAUUUCGCGUUGCUUUGCGCGGUGACGGUUUGCUAACAUCACCUCGAUGGAACAAGGGGACAGCAUUCACGAGGAAGGAGCGUAAAGCGUUUGGUUUGAUAGGAAGGCUUCCAUCUGCAGUCAACACGCUGGAUGAACAAUGCGAGAGGGCGUAUGCUCAGCUCCAGUCUCAUGAGUCGCCCAUACGCAAGAAUUCCUUUCUCCAGAGUCUCAAGGCGCAGAACUGGGUCCUCUAUUACUCAUUAUUGUCGCGGCACUUGAAGGAGUUGACUUCGAUAAUAUAUACUCCCACAGAAGCCGAUGCUAUAGCCAAUUACUCGCAUCUUUUCCGGAGAAGUGAAGGGCUUUAUCUCUCCUUUCUGGAUAUCGAUACAAUGGAAGAAGAUUUCCUCGAACAAACCAAGGGUCGGGAUAUAGAUCUUAUCGUCUGCACGGAUGCAGAGGCCAUCUUAGGCAUCGGCGACCAGGGCGUUGGAGGAAUAGGCAUUUCUACCGCUAAAUCUGUCAUAUAUACGCUUCUCGCGGGUAUAGACCCAUCCAAGGCGCUUAGCGUUAUGCUAGAUGUCGGAACUGACAACGAAGACUUAUUGAACGAUCAUCUAUACGUUGGAUGGCCAAAACACCGCGUCCGUGGGGAGAAGUAUGAUAAAUUUAUAGACAAGUUCGUGCAACUCGUCCGAAAAUACCAUCCGCAUAGUUUGCUCCACUUUGAAGAUUUCGGUGUAUCAAAUGCUCAGAGGCUCCUCGAGUGCUAUCGUGACGAGCAUUCAGUGUUCAACGAUGAUAUACAAGGAACUGGAGCUGUCACACUGGCAGCCCUCAUGGCAGCAGUUGGAGUAACUAAAUCAAAGCUCGCUGAUCAGCGUUUUGUCAUAUAUGGCGCUGGUUCCGCAGGACUAGGUAUCACCCGACAAGUGCGCGAUGCCAUUAUGCAAACGGACUCAGUGUCACGGGAAGUAGUCAACAAGCAGUUCUAUCUCCUGGAUCGAUUUGGACUGGCCAAAGCCUCUCUCGGGUCCAAAAUACGACCAGCCCUUUCCGAGUUUGUACGUCCAGACGAAGAGUGGGAGGGUGUCUCAUCCAAUGAGAAUGGGGAAAUUGGGUUGUUAGAAGUGGUAAAAAAGGUGAGGCCGACUAUACUGAUUGGCUGUUCGACACAGGGAGGAGCAUUCACGAAAGAGGUGGUGGAAGCAAUGAAGAGCGGCUGCGAACGGCCUGUCAUAUUUCCGCUCAGCAAUCCCACUAGACUGGUCGAGGUGGACCCCAAAGAUGCCAAUGAAUGGACAGGAGGGAAAGCGCUUCUAGCGACGGGAAGUCCAUUUCCUCCUGCAAAGAUGCCGAGUGGAAAAGAUUACAUUAUUGCGGAGUGUAAUAAUGCUUUGAUAUAUCCGGGUCUAGGUUUUGGGGCUUUGCUGUGCCAGUCUCGACGCAUGACAGACACCAUGAUCAUAGCGGGCGCGCAGCGCCUCGCAUCACUUUCCCCAGCUCUCAAAGAUGCGGAUGAUGCGCUGUUACCCGAUUUUGAUGAAGCACCUCGAGUGAACUUUGAAGUUGCCGUGGCUGUAGCGGAGCAAGCGGUCAAAGAGGGGGCUGCUGGGGUAGAGUGGGAGGUAGGGCAUGUCAGAGAGAAGGCGAAAGAGAAGCAGUGGGUGCCUGUGUAUGGUUCCUAUGUAUAUAAUGCGGAGGGAGCUACCUAACUCAGGUCUUUAUUCAUUGUAGUUGUAAGGUGUAUUUCGUUUAUGACUACAUGUGAUUUUCAAUCACAUGGAUCGGAAAAGCUUGUUAUAUUAUUGUCACAAA